This is a messenger RNA of Clonostachys rhizophaga, 1506 nucleotides long. The record is from the annotation of a GenBank genome assembly. Lineage: Eukaryota; Fungi; Ascomycota; Sordariomycetes; Hypocreales; Bionectriaceae.
AUGGUUGGUGUCCCAGGCAAAUCUACCGCUUGUCCGGACUGUCGGAAACGAAGACGGCCUUGCGACCGUGAACGGCCAGCAUGCGGCCAGUGUAGGAGAGCGGGCGUUGAGUGUGGAGGGUAUGGAAAACCCUGGAUUUUCGUGAAUAGCACCGUGGAGCAAGAUGAUGGAAUCGUCCUGGAGUUGAGGACGAAAUCAUACUCUAUGGAACUGGAGCCAGUGCAGAAACCGAAGAGCCGCCCGCUGGAGAGGAGAUUUAUCAAUGCCAUCAAGGCCCAGAUAAAUGGCCGGCCAGUUGUGCUUCCACAAUCAUUGAACCGGACUUCUUAUGAGGAAAUAUUCGUUGAGUCCUUCUGGUCGACCUAUCUUCCAUCGCCCGGCGCGCACUCAUCUAAGGAAGCAGUUCUCUACAACACAAGCGACUGGAUACAUGUUGUUAGAGAUCUGUACCGAGAUAAUGGGCCUUUGCGUAUGAUAUUUCUUGCCAACUGUGUGGCGUUGAAAGGCUUCGAGGAUAACAAGCAAUGGCUGGUUGAGAAGAGCCAUCAAAUGCAUGGGCGGGCUUUAAAUGCUAUCGCACGGUCUCUCUGCCAUCCCGAUGCCUAUAAGAGUGACGCGGUACUGGCGGCAGCCAGAAUGCUCAUAUUGUUCGAGAUCUGCUAUGGCGAGAGCCUUGUGACUGCAACGCCUCAGUCACGAAGAUGGCACACCCACGGAGCGGGUCACAUGGCCAUAAUGUACUCGAGGGGACCACACUGCUACAAGCGCGGCUACGCCCAUCAGCUGUUUUGUGAUGCUCGAUUGCACCAGUCUGUCGUGGACGGGCUACUCAGGCGAAGAUGUCUUUUAUCCACGCCUGAAUGGAAAGAAAUCCCAUUUUCGGAAAUACCCAAGAAGCCCAAGGAUGAACUCAUAGAUGUAGUGUCUGAGGUUGGCGGGCUGUUUGAGGACGCAGACAGUGUCCGGCUGUUAUCCGACCCCAAAGAGAUCCACCGAAUCCUGGGGGAUGUUACGACCAGGGCUUGGUCCCUGAAUGAUGAUCUUGACAAGUGGGCAAUAGGAUCAGGUCGUCGGAUUAUGGAGUUCAUGGACUCGCAUCUCAGCACCGUUCCGGCCGAGCCGCCAUCGAACGAAGAGCUGAUGCUUGGCGAUCUCGCGAUGAACUACCUUGCCUUUCGCGUCAUUCUUCAUGCCUUCCUGGAAACCACUGCCCAAUACGUCCCGAAUAUUCCAAGAUCGGGUGAUGUUCAGCCGAUGGAUUAUUGCCGUCAAAUUGGCCAGUAUAUCCCAUUCUUCCAAGCUGCCAAAGCGACGGUUUGGACUAUCCACAUGUUGGCUCUUCCGGUCGGCUCUGCGCUUACAUACCUCGAAACACAAACAGGCAGAAAAGAUGCACUCGAAGUCAAGUUGCUCCUCACUCAAGCCAUGAGUGGGAAAGCAAGUUCUGCUAUCAUAAGGUUUUUAAAGAUGUUACAGAAGUACGAAGGGGGGGCUCCUCGUAUAUAA